GUGGGGCCCCGGUGGAGGGGCUGCCUUUCUGGCGCGUCCAGGCGUAAAACCCGGUCUUCUCCUCCGCAGACACCUCAACACAGAACACGCGCUCGAUGACCGAAGCACGGCCCAGUGUCGAGUUCAGAUGCAGGUGGUACAGCAGCUGGAAAUACAGCUGGCGAAAGAAAGCGAGCGUCUCCAAGCCAUGAUGGCCCACCUUCACAUGAGACCUUCAGAGCCAAAGCCUUUCAGCCAACCUCUGAACCUGGUCUCCAGUGCCACCCUCUCCAAGAGCACUUCCGAUACGUUCCCAGACGGCUUACCUCAUCCCCCCACCUCCGCCAUCCUGGAGACCCCAGACAGGCAGCUAACGUUGAAUGAAAUCUAUAACUGGUUCACGCGGAUGUUCGCCUACUUCAGGAGGAACACAGCCACCUGGAAGGGCACCGGAGUGACUCUGCGCUAA
Struthio camelus australis is the source of this 448-nucleotide messenger RNA. Lineage: Eukaryota; Metazoa; Chordata; Aves; Struthioniformes; Struthionidae. The record is from RefSeq and is a predicted model, not a curated record.